CUGUCGCAAGUUAUUUCGACGAGGACGAGCUUGUCGACAUGAAUGCAGGUGGAAAAUACGGGGCCGCCCUGUCGGCCAUCAAACGGGAGGAUCAGUUUUUAGACUAUGAUUCCCAGUUUGCCUCCUCAUAUCCGACUGAAAACUUUCAAAUUUUAUACAAUUCUGUUCCCAUGGUGACCACCGAUGGAAUGUCAAAUGCCACCCACAAUGGCAUGGUUGCUAUGACACCCUACAGCGGGGACAGCCAACAGACGACGCUGUCAGAAGCCGAUCAGAUCAUCUCACAGAUGAACUCCGUGCAAUCACAGUACCUGCACCUCCUCCAACCUUUGGAAAUCGGUCAGCAGCAGCCACAGCUGCCCAACAGCUUAUAUUCCAUUGACAUUUACGGCUGUUCAAACAACAAUAACAACAGCUGUGUUGUGAGCAAGCUGGAUGGCAAUAUCAUUGACCCUGAGGGCGACAAGCAGAACCCUAUGGGGUACCUGCAGCAGCCGCAGCAUCACCAGGUGACGCAGGGUGUUGCGCAUGACCAGUACGGCUACCCGCACACCUACCCGCAGUACAUGGCUGCCGGCGCCACCCUAGAUGCAUCCUCCGACAGCGGCAUCAGCAACGACCCCGGCCUCUCGCCCAAGAGCAUCGCGCUGGGCCUCAAGGAUCCCGUUGCCUGUGCGGCGGAUGGAUCCUCACCUAAAGAAAAAUCGCUGAAGAGACGAAAGAGUGGCCAGAACCCUGUGUUCAGCAGACAGUAUUCUUCAGGCUCGGACAAGCUGUCGGCGCGAAGUCCCGCCAUUCAAAAGCUAGAAGUGAAUACUUCUGGAUACCGGUACUUCCUGGAGUCUCCUAUCUCAACUACACAGAGGCUGGAUGAAGACAGAGUCACAUACCUCAACAAAAGUCAGUACUACCCACUAACGUUGGAAAACAUAACUCCGGAGCGGGUGCCGAAGGGGGUGAUGUGCAAGUCGAUAAUCAUGCUUGUGUUCCGUGAUGAGAAAUCCAAGGAAGAGGAGAGAAAAGCAUGGCAGUUCUGGCACAGUCGGCAGCACAGCUACAAACAGCGAAUACUCGAUAUUGACACCAAGAACAGUCAAGGUGUUGGCCCAAACAGUAUUAGUGAGCUGGCUUUCAAUGCUGUCAGCGUCAAGUGGAACCCCCGUGAGGGGCCAGUCCGGGUGAACAUAGCUGUGCACUGUCUCAGCACAGACUUCAGCAAUCAAAAGGGUGUCAAGGGAAUCCCCUUGCACGUCCAGAUCGACACACACGAGAUUCUGGACACGCGCAAGGAGCUGCUGCCCGUGCACAGAGGCUACUGUCAGAUUAAAGUUUUCUGUGACAAGGGAGCCGAGAGAAAAACACGAGACGAAGAAAGACGACGAAAUGCAAAGACAGGGAAACCAGAGAAUAAUUUCUCGCGGAGGAAACGAAUGGAAGAGGUUUUCCACUCACCUUGUGAUCGCUCAGAGUUUUACAGCAUGGCUAACCUGUCGUCUGCUCCGGUCUUCUUCAGACCGACUUACCAGACAGGAGAGUUCCAGCAGUGCGAAAGCCCCAAAGAAGUCUCUUGUCAAGAGGAUGAAAAUUCUAGUCACUCCAGCCCCUCCCAAGCCACUGAGCCCAUGGAGGAGCCAAGUCCUGCCAAAACACCUCGACUGACUUCGUGUACAUCCUGCAAUAAGCAUUUGACACCACUCCUGUAUAUCAAGGAAAGCAGUGACAAGGCAUAUCAUGCCAUUCACCUCGAAGUCCCGACCGUCGACGAGCUUCUCAAAGCGAUCGGGCAGAAAUUUAACAAACCAAUGAACAAAGUGACAAAUUUCUAUAAAAGAUCGAAAAAGGGAAUUCUGGUCAGAAUGGACGACAACAUCAUCCGACACUACUCACACGAAGCCGCAUUUCUGUUAGAAAUGAACCCCGUGGGUCCUGAUGAGCAGGUGGAGGUGAUCCUUGUUGAAACUUGUCAGUAAACUGUCGUUCACACUCACACACACGUCUGUGCACCUGCUGCAUGUCUCCAGACUCUUCACUAGCAUCGCCGACUGGUGGUGCAGAUGACCUGUUAGAUGACCUGUGCGGGGCCAGCGCUGUGCCGUGUGCCAGUCCUGCUUUACAUGACGAUAUUAUAAGACAAAUAAUCAUGAUGUGCUCUCUCUCCCCCACAACCGACUGCCUGCCCUCCGCCUUGUUUGGCAUUCAUGUCAUGCAACUACUGCGCACACAUGGACUUUUAGAAAUAAAUGGACACGUGGGGGACACAGAAACUUUUAUUAUUUUAUUAUUUUUACAAAUUUCCGGAUGUGGUGCUGCCGUCGUUCUCUUGUCGUGCGAAAAGACCUGGAAGUCAUCUGUUGAAAAUAAACUAUUAUUUGAGUGAUGUACACUUUUAUCGUUUGUUAUAUUCUUGUAUCUCGAUUUUCACAGAAAAAAAACAUGCAAAAAUUAUGCAUAAUCACAUUUUGUCGUCGAAGCUGUAAAACUUGUUCGCUGUUGCUACUGAUUUAUGUUGUAGUUUUUUUUAAUGUCUGUAAUACAUACAUUUUUCAUGUUGAAACAGAAAUGUGUUAGAAACAGGAACAACAAAUAUGCCUUAGAAGAUAAAUAUUAAUAUGCUGCCUUUAUACAUUGUUUCUUACUCGUGUCUCAGUUUAAAUCAUGUGAUAGAAGGAAGUUAUUUUAUGAGAAAAUGUUACACAAGUUGUGUGUUCUUUAAAAAAAUAUCACACAUUGUUUUGUUGUUAAUCAUCGAUUAUCAUUUGUUAAUUUGUCAAACUUAAUCUUUUUGCUUUGAGUGAAAAAAGCGAAAAGUGUAAUAAUGUUGUAUUUGCCAUGAACGGUUACUAGUGCAGGUGAUGCUUACAUAAUGUGUAAGUCACGUGGUUUGAUGCAGACAAGCAUUCCUGGGUGUCUCUACUUUAUUACUAAUUUAAUGCUGGCCGCAUUAUGUGCACAUAAUGUGUAUAUGUGACACCCUGUGUGUUUAUGUGUAUAUGUGACACAGUCACUUUGUUGUAGUUCAAAGGACUGUUGCAGCUAUGUGCUACAUCUAAAGGGCAUUCUGCAGAAGUGUAUGCCAAGUGCGUAUACUUUAACCUUAUCUUUAUACUUUUUAUACUUCUUUAUCUUAUUAAUCAUGAUCAUACAAAGUUGGCCUAUUCAUGUAAGUGUGGCACAGUCGUUCAGAUUCAGGAAUCUGAAAACAAAGUAAAGCCUCAUCAGAAGGAGGAUGCAACCCUAGGAGUUACAUUUCGUAAUCAAAUGAAAAAUUGGAAAUAUUCCUAAUGGUCAAGCUUUUUGUUGUUUUGAAGCUUCCAGCUCGAAAACAUGCAACUUGCAUGUGCUUUUCAUUCAACCUUAAGGACAAACAACAGACUCAAAGUGUGUAUUUGAGUGUGAGCUUGCAGGUGCUUAUGUUUGUGCGUGUGUAUGUGUGUGUGCACGUGAGUUCGCCGGUGUGUGCAUUCUUAAGAGCAGGUAUUUGCACAUGCAUCAGUAACAAGGAUGCAGUUAGUUGUAAUCGGAAAUGCUGAAAUAUUUUCCCUUACCACAGUGAUUAACCUUUUCACUAGAAAAAUAUUCUUUCAAAUGCUUUUCAGCUGAAAAACAUUCUUCCGCCCAUUUUAACGGAUUUAAUAGUUUUGAUACCGAGAUUGUCGAAAUUCUAUUUUUCACUUUGAGCGUGCUAUGCAAACCUAAAUAUCAGAAUUAUUUCGUGAUGCUUAACACCUAAAGAUUUAUGCAACGUCCAUACUGCUUUACGGUCACCAACAAUAUCAGACUUGACUAAAACUGCUGAGGCGCUCAUGUUGACAAUUUGUGGUAUAUAUUACUGUUUCAUACAUUUUGGCUUUAUCAACACCCGUCCUUCAACAUUUGAUGUUACUAUUUGAUGUGACCGAUUGGUUUGCUGCAGCAUCCUGUGGAGUAACGGUGUGUUAGCACCAAGGAGCCUUAUAUAAUAUAUUCUGUUGAGUAAAAGCCAUUCACUUCUUCAAAUGGCCCUGUGUUGGUGUUCUUUCAAAA
Pomacea canaliculata is the source of this 4023-nucleotide messenger RNA. RefSeq names its product grainyhead-like protein 2 homolog. Gene Ontology annotation, cellular component: nucleus. Gene Ontology annotation, biological process: regulation of transcription by RNA polymerase II. NCBI's taxonomy places the organism in Eukaryota, Metazoa, Mollusca, Gastropoda, Architaenioglossa, Ampullariidae. The transcript has 16 exons. Gene Ontology annotation, molecular function: DNA-binding transcription activator activity, RNA polymerase II-specific; RNA polymerase II cis-regulatory region sequence-specific DNA binding. Bases 39 to 1970 code for a protein of 643 amino acids. The record is from RefSeq and is a predicted model, not a curated record.